ACUUUACGAAAUUACCAUUAUUUUCGAUAAGAAUUUCGCAAGGUGCUGAAGAACCGAUUGGUGAUUUUUAUGGACUUGCACAUCUUCAAACCGACAAUCUGGUCCCAUUUGGGUUACGUCUAGGUGCGUUGCGACUCCCUUCUCUUGCUCCAGCCUUGUGACCUGGUGACCUCUCUUACUCUCGAGCACGGCUCGUCUUCGCCGAGUUGUAGAUUUGUAGUGGGACGGGUUGUAUCGUGAAGUGUGAAGAACGGUUCUUUGUAAUGUGGCGGCUUUUGGGAUUUGGAGUCGUUUUUGCCGCCGUCGCGGCGCUCAACAACCAGGUUCCUAAAACUGGCUUUUCCUGCGAGGGUCGUACUACCGGGUACUACGCCGACGUUGAAAGUGGUUGUCAAGUCUAUCACAUGUGUGAUGGUUUGGGUCGCCAGUUUAGCUACACUUGUCCCAAUGCAACUCUCUUCCAACAAAGAAUGUUAAUCUGUGACCAUUGGUACAUGGUCAACUGUAGCAAAUCCGUCGAUGACUAUACUGCCAACUUGAGAAUCGGACAUAAAGAAAUGCCCUUCGUCGACGAUAACGAAGCGAAUCCUUACCAUAGGACUCCAAGGCCUGACCUACUGUCACACCCGAGUCAGUCUGAAUAUGACAUUAUAUACCGGACAGGGAGGGCUCAAUUUGGUACUAAUCUGAAUCUAGUCGGUGCUGAAUCAGACCCGAAGAAUAGUACUACUAGUACUACAGACGAACCCGCUUAUUCCUUACCCAGCCAUUGGUCGACGGAGUACCACCAUCAAGUGACCACAAGUAAACCACCAAAGCCGGUCAAAAAGGCUAAACCCAUCAGUACCGUAAAUACAAUCACGGAUUCUCCAGUUGUUAACUACCAGUCGUACUGUAAAGCUACGACUCCUGUGUUUCCCAAAAGUGUCGAUGUGACAGAAGCACCCGAUUUGGGGUUAUUGCCCCCCGAUGUUAGUACCGAAACUCCGGUAAAUUUCGAGUCGAAAUUCAAAGCUACGACUCCAGUGUUUCCGCAAAGUGUCGAUGUGACAGAAGCACCUGAUUUGGGGCUGCUACCACCUUUGCCGUACCGAAUGAAUGGUAGUAAUCCCAGUGAGAAUUUAGUCGUUAGUACUGAAACUCCGGUAAAUUUCGAGUCAAAAUUUAAGGCUACAACUCCAGUCUAUCCUAAAACUGUUGAACUGACAAGUGAAGAACCCGCCGAUGUGGGUGUUUUGCCUCCUAAAGACAGAAAUUCUUCUGAAACUGAUCAAAAUGUUCCCUCCUUAAGUAUCGAUUUUGAGCCACCAGCCGUCGAUUCUAACUUCAAACCGGGUGAUCAUUCCCAAGAAUUACAACCGGAAUUACCCUCUAAGUUCUACCAACCUCCGAAAUUUGAGCCUGACUAUACAGAAUUGGCAAAACAAUCACAGGAGAACAGUCAUGAAAGUCAAAAAGGUGGUUUUAAGGCACUUAGUAGUAGUGAAUGGGAAGAUUUAAGGAAAAAAUUUUUAAUUCCUGAUUACGAAUUUCCGUUGGAGACUGUUUCUAGACCUAGUUAUGACAGUGUUUUGAGUUCGUUUCAAGUAGGACCAGUGCCAUCUGAGAAAGAGUGAAGUAGUACUGUAUGUAUAUGGGAAAAACUACAUUUUUCCUUUAAAGUCUGAUACCAAAGUUGGGUAAUAGCAUGAGAUACUCGUAUUUAAAAUUAUGUAUGAUUGUAAAUAAUAGCUCCGAUGUACUUAAUAAUAACAGAGUUGGAAAAACCAGUCAAUUAUAAUUACCACAACCAUUGUUAUAAGUGUUUGUAUAAGUGUAAAAUACGCACGAAUAAAAUAGCUUUAAGUAAAUCGGGUUAUAUAAUUGUAAUGUCGCCAUUUUUUUCUAAGGACCCACACUUAAUUUAUACUUUUGUAACAGGAUAAUUAAAUAAAGAAUGUAAAACAGA
Molecule: messenger RNA, 1948 nt
Organism: Tribolium madens (black flour beetle)
Lineage: Eukaryota; Metazoa; Arthropoda; Insecta; Coleoptera; Tenebrionidae
Gene: js
Product: mediator of DNA damage checkpoint protein 1
Exons: 2
Coding region: 264-1616 (450 amino acids)
Cellular component (GO): extracellular region
Molecular function (GO): chitin binding
Source: RefSeq, a predicted model, not a curated record